This is a messenger RNA of Gordionus sp. m RMFG-2023, 1072 nucleotides long. RefSeq names its product probable ATP-dependent RNA helicase ddx42. NCBI's taxonomy places the organism in Eukaryota, Metazoa, Nematomorpha, Gordioida, Chordodea, Parachordodidae. The record is from RefSeq and is a predicted model, not a curated record. The transcript has 2 exons. The coding region runs from base 3 to 998 and encodes 331 amino acids.
UGAUGCAAAGUGUCUAUCAUUCCAAAAUAGAUCAGUUUCCAAAUCAUAGUAAUAUUCCUAUUCUUUCAAAUUUAUCAAAUGUUGAUUGCAAAGAUUACACCCUAAUGGAAAGCAAUGAUAAUAAAGAAAAAAGCUUAAAUCUUAUAGAUCAUAGCAUAACAUCAGUUAAUAAUAUUCAAGCAAUUAAUGACAAUUAUAAAAAUAAUAUUUUUGAUUAUGAUACUAAUAACCAAAAUUUUUGUAUGCCUUUUAAUUUAUCAAAUGAUAAUUUUAAUUAUAAUAAUGAUGAUAAUAAUUAUAAUAAUGUUGAUAAUAAUUAUGAUCUAUUUGCAUUCCAAAAAAAUCCUUGUAGUAGUUACAAUUAUAAUUAUAGCAAUUAUAGUACACCUGCAUUUAACCUUCCACAUAUUGAACAAGACUUUAUCAAACCAUUUUCUUAUAAUCCAAUAAGUAAUAAUUCUUGUUUUGAUAGUAUCAAUAUAAAAGAUUACAUGGCAUCCAAUAAUAGUCAAAGUAAAGUAUCUUUUGCUGUAAGUCAAUGUUUUACAACCUCAAAUUCACAAAUAAUCAAUAGUCCAAUGGAGAAUAAUUUUUUAGCAACCCAAGCUUCUUUUGGACAUAAUAUUUGUUUACCUAAUGAAAAGUAUUCACAAAAUUCUAGUAAUUCUUAUCAUUCUAUACCGGAAUUUAAAAGUAUAGAUCCUCAACCUUUGUAUCAUACCAAUUAUAUUUCCACAAAAAUGAAACCUCAAAAAUCUUCUUCUUUUUAUCAAAAUGAGUUUCUCCGGUUUGGAUCUCUCGAAAAUCUUAGUCACAACACUACUAGUCAUCAUUCACUAAAUCAUUCUUACCACUUAAAUAAUUCAGGUCAUUCAAAAUUGGAAGAAUUUGGAGAAAAUACAUCAAGCGAUAUCAUUGAUAUAGAUACAUUCCAGGAGACAAAUAACUUAUCUCCCAGCCCCACUGCAAAUUUAUAUCCAAGGAGAAAAUGUUUUUAGUUUUAAAAAAAAUCUCAAUUAAAGUGGGAGAUGUAUUAUUGUAUGCAUGUUUUUUAUAGCGAAUAUUUUGUAAU